CCUGGGCAACAGAGUGAGACUCUGUCUCAAAAAAACAAACAGAAGAAAAACCACACAAAAAAACCUUUUGGUAAUUUCUUUGGGUAGGUUUUAGUUUUUUAGAGAGCAUAAAUCCAAAUCCAUUCAUUUCCGUAAAACAUCAGACACAAUUUGAUGUGUAUUUGGCCACCAAAUAUGGUGCAAAAAUUUAUGUAGUCUGGAGAUACUUAAAAGCAACACAGGUGCGACUGUACCUUUCUGCAGUCAGCACAGUAGUGGCAAUUUCAGGUGGUGACACAAAAGGUUGGGCAAUAGUUGAAAAGUGGGUGACAUGAAAUGUGGUGGUGGGAUGGGGGCAGGAAGCCGAUGUUAAGCUGGUGAACUUUACUUUGCUUCUAGCUUCCAGUGACCCAAAAUCACCUCGUCUAGAGUAGAGCUCAGGAAUUUGCAGUUUUAAAAGCAACUCUAGAUGAUUCUGGUGUACAAGUUUGGGAAACAGUGGCUUGAACCUGAUAUUUUCUCUGAACUCUUGUCAUUUUCCUUAGAUUUUUCUUUUGGCUUUGAUUUCUCUGUCUGAUUCUUGUCUCAUUACACUAGCACUUCUUCCUAAUUUGACAAGAAAGCCUAAUUUGACAAUUAAGGCUUGCUUAAUUGUCAAGACUAAUUUGACAAGACUCUUCUUUUACUGUCUUAUUUGACUUUUGCUAUGAGAAUCUGCUUCUUUCUUAGACUUAAGUGUAUGAUAAAUUAUUCAUGACCAAGGGCCUUGUUUUUCUUUCAUUAGCAUGGGAUUUAGUGGCUUGUCUCAUGUUACAGGAUUUAGAGAGUUGAUACUACAUUUAAAUUUUUUGUUAAGAAAUGUGUACAUCUUCUUUCUUACUUAGGUAUUUUUCCUGUUUGAGGGACAUGGUUUGCAAAGGUCAGAAUGAAUGAGCCUCAUAGUUUUUGUCAAAAGAGAAUAUUGAUGUACAACUGAAUAAUCAGAAUGUUCAUAUUAAGGCAUACUAUAUAGCCAUUUAAAAGAAUGAUGAUUAUAUAAAAGACUUGUGGAAGUCUAUAAUACAUAGCUGAAUAACAAAAUAGAUUAUAGAACAGUAGGUAAAAAUGAGCUUAUUUUUGUCUAAGCCACUUCCCCCCAAAAACAUGCAAAAUUAUAGCUAUUAAUCUGUAUGUGUACAGAUAAAAGUCUUCAAGGAUAUAAAAUAAAUUCUAAUUAUAUUAUCUUAAUAAUAAGUUUAUUAUAAUUAUACAUGUUUUCCUCUGAGGAAAUGGAUUGCAGAUGAUGAUUGAAGGGAUUUUCAAUUUUUAUUUGUAUAUUUUUGUAUUUGAAUUUCUAAAUAAGCAUAUGAUUCUGUUUAAAAAUUCCGAAUAUACUGAUUUUUUAAAUGUGAUGUGAUAUCCAGAUAUGUAUUUAAUUCUUCCUAUAAAAUAUCAUUUCUUUAAAUCUAGGCUAUUGGAAAAGGAGAAAAGUAUUAGGAAUUUAGAGAACUUACUGCAUGUUAGAACCAAGGAGAACAAGAAAAGCUUUAGCUAGUGUUUUGGAAACAGUAGCAGCUCCCACUCCCAGCAGUAGCUGAUGCACUCAGGUGACUCUCUGCACAUGCUUUUGCUUCCUUUGGGUUGUUUGGUCCGCAGUUUGCAUUCAUCGAUCAGUGAGUUGAUUCAGACUCAAACCCACCGACAGCAAUGAAUGUUGAGUGCAGCCAUCAGUGUUUUCAGUUGGUGGGGUUGCCUUUGCCCUGCCUGACUCCUGGCUCUUCUUUUCCAUCUCAGUUCUUUGAAAUCUGUGUUUCUGGCUUCUCCCUUAGUAACCAGCUACCUGCAUGAUUGAAGGCCUACAUAAGUAUCCAUAACAUUGACAUUGGAGCUGGGAGGUUAUUGCAGAUGAGGAAACUGUGGUUCAGAGAAGGAAGGAGAACUUGGAGAACCUCACAGGUAGCACUGCGACACACAGGCAACACUUGCGUAUUAAUACCUAUAAACCACAGCUGAGGGACCUGCUUUUCCUCUCUGUUUUAAACCGAGAAGUAUGAGUGCUUUUUCGAGGUAAAUUAGCAGAUUAUGUUGGAGUUUAAUAAUAACAGCUUACAUAUAUUGAGCAUUUGCUCUGGGCUAGUAAUGGCACAAAGCACCUUAUAUAUUAUCUCAUUGGAUCUCAAAACUCCAUGAUAGGUACUCUUAGCCUCUGUUUUAUAUGUGAGAAAACAGAGACACUUGCUUAGGGGGUCAAACAACUAGUUAAGGGGUUGAGCCAAGAUUCAUCCCAGAUCUGACCGACGCCAGGGCUAACUUUUUGCUUGAAUUUAGCAAACAUUUAAAUAAGCAUAUGUGGGGAUAUGUGGGCAUAGCUCAUGCUCUAACUGGGAUAUCAAAAAUUAACCACAUUAACGCUAAUUCAAAGUGAAAUGUGAUAAGAACUGUCACAACUGGAUAAUUUUGUGCUAUUUUUGCUUAUUAAAUCCUCCCCUUGCCCCUAAUUAAAAAUUUUGAGAGGAUGUGGGACAAAUGGGAGUAAUUAUUUAACUAGAUUUUAUUCCAAAACAAAAUAUGUAUUUUAAAUAAAUUUUUACUUGCUACAUCCUGUUUCUCACCAGAAUGGUGCAUAUCUAGGAGACAGUUAAGUACAUUAGAUAUCAUCAUGGACUGCUCCUUACCUUGUUGAAAUGAAAUACUUUUUUGUAAAAACAAACAAAAAAACCCCACACAACAGAAAGCAAGGAACAGUGAGCAAUAGGAAUAAAUUUCACUGGACCACAUUUGGGGGAUUGCAGGACCAUUUCUGGUGAACUCAUGUGACAUGUGAAGGUACAACUUGCUCUUUUGCUUCAGGAAAUGUAGUGUCGUCUGUAAGGACCCCGAGGUACAGUCAACGGUCAGUGGUUUUUUCAAAUCCCAAACUCACCGACAGCGUUGAAUGUUCCUUGGAGUCCUCUGAAGGCUGGCCUGAUAGCCCUUCUUCGUUCUCCCAUCCACAUUCCAAGAACCAGUGAGCAGUGAGACCACUGCUACUGGAGGCUCUCAUGUUCCUCUCUGGGUUUCAAGUCGAGAGUAUUUAAAUUAUAAAAUCGAUUUGUGUACAGCAGAGAACUAAUAAACUGUGGGAUAGACUGUGUAGUAAUUUAUACAAGCAGACUUGAAUGUCUGAGAAAAUGUCUUUGAAUGGUACUAUUUUGUGAUUCUAAAAAUGUAAAAUACCUGAUUUUCCAGUAGUAUUUUAAUUGUUAAAGAACAGGGGUAAGAAAUUAACAUAUAUUGGGGAUCUGCUAUGUGCUAGGAUUUGUAUAUUUUAUCUUAUUAAAUUCUCAACAACCCACAUUUUCCUGAUGAAAAAACUUGAGAUGAAGUGAUUUGCCUAAAGUUACAUUGCCAGGAGCCAAGGUUAUAAGCCAGAACAUGAAUACUGGACUUCAUGUUUCCGGUGUUGACUGAUCAUACUGCUUCUCUUGUCUACUACAGAACUUGCUGUUGAUAUCUGGGAGUAGAACCAUCACUGCAGAGCCAAAGUCAAUAUGUAAAUUUCUUCUACUUGUUUGCCUGUAAUAAUAGCAGAGAUACCAUGAGAUAUUGAAACCCACAUGUCUCCAACAUGGGGAUUUUCUGUUCCAGAUGAUCGGGCUGAACAACGAACCUGUCUCAUUUGUGGGGACCGCGCUACAGGCUUGCACUAUGGGAUCAUCUCCUGUGAGGGCUGCAAAGGGUUUUUCAAGCGGAGCAUUUGCAACAAACGGGUAUAUCGAUGCAGUCGUGACAAGAACUGUGUCAUGUCUCGGAAGCAGAGGAACAGGUGCCAGUACUGCCGCCUGCUCAAAUGCCUCCAGAUGGGGAUGAACCGGAAGGCUAUCAGAGAAGAUGGCAUGCCUGGAGGCCGGAAUAAGAGCAUUGGGCCAGUCCAGAUAUCAGAAGAAGAAAUCGAAAGGAUCAUGUCUGGGCAGGAGUUUGAGGAAGAGGCCAAUCACUGGAGCAACCAUGGUGAUAGUGACCACAGUUCCCCUGGGAACAGGGCUUCGGAGAGCAACCAGCCCUCACCAGGCUCCACACUGUCCUCCAGUAGGUCUGUGGAACUAAAUGGAUUCAUGGCAUUCAGGGAACAGUACAUGGGAAUGUCUGUGCCUCCACAUUACCAAUACAUACCGCACCUUUUUAGCUAUUCUGGCCACUCACCGCUUCUGCCCCCACAAGCUCGCAGCCUGGAUCCCCAGUCAUACAGUCUGAUUCACCAGCUGUUAUCAGCCGAGGACCUGGAGCCACUGGGCACGCCCAUGUUGAUCGAAGAUGGAUACGCUGUGACACAGGCAGAACUGUUUGCCCUGCUUUGCCGCCUGGCCGACGAGCUGCUCUUUAGGCAGAUUGCCUGGAUCAAGAAACUGCCUUUCUUCUGCGAGCUCUCAAUCAAGGAUUACACGUGCCUCUUGAGCUCCACAUGGCAGGAGCUAAUCCUGCUGUCCUCCCUCACCGUUUACAGCAAGCAGAUCUUUGGGGAACUGGCUGAUGUCACUGCCAAGUACUCACCCUCCGAUGAAGAAUUACACAGAUUUAGUGAUGAAGGGAUGGAGGUGAUUGAGCGGCUCAUCUACCUCUAUCACAAGUUCCAUCAGCUAAAGGUCAGCAAUGAGGAGUAUGCUUGCAUGAAAGCAAUUAACUUCCUAAAUCAAGAUAUCAGGGGUCUGACCAGUGCCUCACAGCUGGAACAGCUGAACAAACGAUACUGGUACAUUUGCCAGGAUUUUACUGAAUAUAAAUACACACAUCAGCCAAACCGCUUUCCUGAUCUCAUGAUGUGCUUACCUGAGAUUCGAUAUAUUGCAGGAAAGAUGGUGAAUGUGCCCCUGGAGCAGCUGCCCCUCCUCUUUAAGGUGGUGCUGCAUUCCUGCAAGACAAGUGUGGGCAAGGAAUGACCUGUUCCCAGCGCCCUCCUCAGGCCAACCACAGCGCCUUGGGUGGGCAGGACAGGCUCUGGAGGAAAAAGCCGGAGAGACCAAGAUGGAGUCUGUGGAGCAGCAUUUCCCAUUGCCUCCAUAGCAAGAAGAGUUUUUGUUUGUUUGUCUGUUUUUUUAACCUCAUUUUUCUAUAUAUUUAUUUCACGACAGAGUUGAAUGUAUGGCCUUCAACAUGAUGCACAUGCUUUUGUGUGAAUGCAGCCAAUGCAUUUUCUUACAGUUUACAGAAUGUGAA
Molecule: messenger RNA, 5151 nt
Organism: Cercocebus atys (sooty mangabey)
Lineage: Eukaryota; Metazoa; Chordata; Mammalia; Primates; Cercopithecidae
Gene: NR6A1
Product: nuclear receptor subfamily 6, group A, member 1
Exons: 10
Coding region: 3555-4874 (439 amino acids)
Biological process (GO): regulation of DNA-templated transcription
Molecular function (GO): zinc ion binding; sequence-specific DNA binding; DNA-binding transcription factor activity
Source: RefSeq, a predicted model, not a curated record